AUGCAGGAACAAAAAUCGGGAGCAGUGUUGGCUCGACUGCCGGCAACGACAAACCUGAUUGCCGGCGGUGCGGCAGGUAUCAUGGAGGCGUGUAUCUGCCAUCCUCUGGAUACUGUCAAGGUGAAGAUGCAGCUGUCGAACAAGGAGGUCCUCUCGCCGACAACCCGACACGGCUUCAUCGGGACCUUCUCUCGCGUGGCUCGCACCGAAGGCCUUCUGGGGCUGUACAGAGGCUUCGACGCGGUCGUGGUUGGGAUGGGGCCCAAGAUGGCAGUGCGCUUUGCCUCGUUUGAGGCAUACAAGUCUUCGUUCCAAACCAUCUCCGGCGACCAGCUCAAUGGAGCAACCAUUUUUUCGGCCGGUCUUGCGGCGGGAGUCACGGAAGCUGUCCUUGUCGUCAACCCCAUGGAGGUGGUCAAGAUCAGACUGCAAGGCCAGAGGCUUGCCCCCGCUAUCGGAGGGUCUGUUGGCAUGCCCGAGUACCGGAAUGCCCUUCAUGCAGCUGGUUCGGUUGCGUGGAGGGAGGGAGUUGGCGCUCUGUACCAGGGCGUGGCUCUCACCGCAAUCCGGCAGGGGACCAACCAAGCGGCCAAUUUCACCGUCUACACGAUGCUGAAAGCCAAACUCAUGCAGUCUCAACCCCAGGGAAUGGACCCUCCGAGCUACCAGACUGCCGCGAUUGGACUGAUUUCGGGCGCCGUGGGUCCCAUGUGCAAUGCACCUAUCGACACUAUCAAGACCCGCAUGCAGAACUCGGUCAAAGCCCCGGGUGAGAGCGGACUACGGAAGGGUCUUGUCAUUGUGGUGGAUAUGCUGCGGAACGAAGGAGUGCAUGCCUUCUACAAAGGGAUCACGCCUCGGGUCAUCAGAGUAGCGCCAGGCCAGGCUGUGACGUUCACCGUGUACGAGUUCAUGAAGAGACAGCUGCAGGGAUAG
Diplodia corticola is the source of this 936-nucleotide messenger RNA. RefSeq names its product succinate fumarate mitochondrial transporter. The record is from RefSeq and is a predicted model, not a curated record. The coding region runs from base 1 to 936 and encodes 311 amino acids. Gene Ontology annotation, biological process: succinate transport; fumarate transport; transmembrane transport. The transcript is spliced from 3 exons. Lineage: Eukaryota; Fungi; Ascomycota; Dothideomycetes; Botryosphaeriales; Botryosphaeriaceae.